AUGCUUGAUGCAAUUGAUGAAAAUUAUGAUCCAGUUCUUAUUGAUGGUAUUGUCGAUUUUGAUCCCAAUACAAUGUGUAUCGAACAAGACUCAAAUGAUGUCAUCGAUUCUCUAAAAGGAUGGCUAUUUGAUUGUUUUCCAUCACCAUCAGAAACAGAAUUACCUUACAGUCCAGAUGACUUCUCAGAAGUAUUUUCAUUCGAUAUUCCACUGAAUAGAAAAGAUUGGCUUGUCGAAGAUUCAAUAUCAAAGCGUCAAAGAUCUCCUCGUCUUUUUGAAUUUCUUAUUCUUCUUCUUGGUAAACCGCAAUAUAAAUGUUAUGCAUCAUUCAUAGAUAAAUCCAAAGGUAUAUUUCAAAUUCACGAACCAGAAAAAGUUGCUGAACUAUGGCAAGCAGUUAAAAGUCGACAAUCAAAUCAAAGAAUGACAUACGAUAAAUUCGCAAGAGCUAUUAGAUGGUAUUAUAAAUCAAACAUUAUGCAAAAAACGAAUACUCGUUAUACAUUUCAAUUUUCAUCAAAAACAUUAAAACAUUAUUUCUUAGAUGAAAAUAACAAUACAAAAAUGAGUCUUCUUCAUAAAUGA
Messenger RNA from Rotaria sp. Silwood2, 585 nucleotides. NCBI's taxonomy places the organism in Eukaryota, Metazoa, Rotifera, Eurotatoria, Philodinida, Philodinidae. The record is from the annotation of a GenBank genome assembly.